UCCGUUCCAGUGAAGCAUAAGUGAGAUGCCUCCCAAAAGAUCAAAAGGGAAAACGCCUCAAACCUCAGGUCAGAAUAGGCGGCCGAAGGGUCGGCGGCCGUCGGAUGACCAGGAGCAGAGCCGCCUCCUGUUGGAGGGAAAGGGGGCCGGCCGCCCUGACAAAAAGGCGAGGAAGCGCAAAGGCCCCGCUGCCCCGCAGAGGACCUGCUCCGGAGAGAACCCCAACAUCUGCACCGAGUGCGGGCAGACCUUUGCUCAGAGCUCGGACCUGAUCAACCACCAGAGGAUCCACACGGGGGAGAAGCCCUACAGGUGCCUGGACUGCAGGAAGAUGUUCAGCGUCAGCUCCAACCUGAGCCGCCACCAGAGGAUCCACACGGGCGAGAAGCCGUACCUGUGCUCCGAGUGCGGGAAGAGCUUCACCGACAAGUCGACCUUGGUCCAGCACGUCCGGACGCACACCGGGGAGAAGCCCUACCAGUGCAUCGACUGCGGGAAGGCGUUCAGCCGCAGCUCCCACCACAAGCGCCACCUGAAGAGCCCGCCGGGCAAAAGGCCGGGCAAAUGCAGCCACCCGGAGGGCUCCCCCGGCGACAAUGCCUCACCUCCCGGCAAAGCCAAGAAGGCCAGAGCCACGAAGAAGCAGAACUCCCCCUUCGAAAUCCCCCACACGUGCGCAGAGUGCUGGCAGAGCUUCAACCAGACCUCGGACCUGGUCAAGCACAUGCGCAUCCACACCGGGGAGAAGCCCUUCGAGUGCAACCAUUGCGGGAAGUGCUUCAACGUCAGCUCCAACCUGAUCCGGCACAAGAGGAUCCACACGGGCGAGAAGCCCUACACCUGCUCCGAGUGCGGGAAGAGCUUCACCGACAAGUCCACCCUCACGCAGCACAACCGCAUCCACACGGGCGAGAAGCCCUACACCUGCACGUACUGCGGGAAAAGCUUCAGCCGCAGCUCCCACCACAAGAGGCACCAGCGGAUUCACGCCGGAGAGAACCCCGUCUCUUUCCUGCCCCUGUGGCCUUACCCUAACCAAAUGUACUGACGGUGACUCUAACUACGCCUGUGUGUUGUUUGGCGGACAAUAAUUUUUU
This is a messenger RNA of Lacerta agilis (Sand lizard), 1097 nucleotides long. Its product is annotated as zinc finger protein 501-like. The transcript has a single exon. The record is from RefSeq and is a predicted model, not a curated record. NCBI's taxonomy places the organism in Eukaryota, Metazoa, Chordata, Lepidosauria, Squamata, Lacertidae. Gene Ontology annotation, biological process: regulation of transcription by RNA polymerase II. Bases 26 to 1048 code for a protein of 340 amino acids. Gene Ontology annotation, molecular function: RNA polymerase II cis-regulatory region sequence-specific DNA binding; DNA-binding transcription factor activity, RNA polymerase II-specific.